CUCCUUCGCACUUCUUCGACACGAUGUCCGACACGAUUCCACACGUCUGUCCUCCACACGUGUUGUGAAAGGCGUUUUGUGAUUUUUAUGUAGCACAUUCAGGAUCUCCAGUAUCUACAAUGAAGCCUUUAGUCCCAUCAACAUGCGAAACAAAUUCAGUGGUUGAUGCUGUUAGCAAGGGAACGAGGCUGGAUGGAAGAGAGCUACUGGAUCACAGAGAGGCAACUAUCCAGUUUGGCAGAGAAUAUGGAACCUGCCAAAUCAGGCUUGGCAACACAAGAGCGCUGGCCACCGUGCGCGCCGAGCUGGGCACCCCGCGGCCGUCCCGGCCCAACGAGGGCACCCUGCAGGUGGCUGUGGACGUCACACCCACGGCGGCACCCGGAGCGGACCGAUCCAAUGACCUGACCGUCGGCCUGGAGCGGCUGCUCGAGCGGUGUCUACGCGAGUCGCGCUGCGUCGACCAGGAGUCGCUCUGCGUCGUCGCCGACGAAAAGGUGUGGCAGCUGCGGCUGCACGUGGAGCUGCUGGACCUGGGCGGUAACGCGUGCGACGCGGCGGCGCUGGCCGCGCUGGCGGCGCUCUGUCACUUCCGUCGUCCGCACGUGUCGGUGACGGGCGGCGAGGUGCGCCUCUGUCCGGCCGACGAGGCCGAGCCCGUGCCGCUGGCCGUGCUCCACAAGCCGGUGCUGGUCACAUUCGCCUUCUUCGGAGACGGUCAGCAUUUCGUGGCGGAUCCGACGGAGAUCGAGGAGCGGGCCUCCGAGGGGCUGCUAACGGUCGGUAUGAACUCGUACCGGGAGAUCUGCACGCUGCACCUCACCGGAAAACUGCUGCUCAGCAAACAACAGGUACUGGAGUGCACCGAGCUGGCGGCGGCGCGCGCCCGCUCACUGACCUCCCAGCUGCGGCGCGCGCUGACCGCUGACGAGGCGGAGCGGACCGCGCUACACCCGUUCCCGGGUCUGGCGCGAGUGGAGCUCGAGCGUAUUGCCACGGCGGCGGCCAGCGUGCGGCUGAGCGGCGCCGUGCGCGGCCCGGCGCUCACCGCCCAACAGAUCAGCGAGAUGGAGAAGGAGGUGGACGAGAAGUUAUCUGUGUUCCGGCACAAGGACAUGGCGGCAGCGGCGGAGAUCGGACAGGGAGGUGCCAGCCAGUGGGGACCGCCGUCAGAUGACGAGGGCGAUCAGGACGAGAUGUGGCCGCGGACUGCAGAGACACCGGCCAAGACCGCGCCGGCAGCUUCGGACUCGGACAGCGAGGGUGAGCAGACCGUGCUACACCCAGAGGACCUGGAGCCCCACGCCGAGCCCGGCACCGGCAAAGGCCUCCGGUGUCCCAUGCCGGUCCGGUAGUGGGGUGGGGCCGGGGCGCGGGUGGGGGGUCACUGGGACGGGAAGCGGACGUGUAGGGGAGAGUGGGGCACAUUCGUUUUCAGCAGUUUAUGGGAACACGAGUGACUGCACGAGCUCAAGGUAAAUUAUGGAAAUAUGUCUAUCAUUGCCGCCCUUCGUUCACCGUAGAAGACAACACUGUACCUGCUGUCAUGCUUGAUAAAAACGCAAAUUUGUAAUAUUCGUGAGCUUUCCAAACUUUUCUCAUAUCAUCCAUUUUCGUGAUCCUGACUCGGAAAUGUGGUUCAGCUUUUCAAAAUUGGGGGUGAAGAAGCUCACUCUAUUCACGGAACUGCUGCAAACUUGUUUGUUGAAAAAGUGUCAUUUUUUCAAAAAGAAAUUUUGAAAUAUAUUACUAAUAACGUUGUGGGGCAGGUUCGUGUACGCACUGCCUGGGGGCACAUUCGUGCAUAUUUUUUUUUAGUUUUGCGAUUUAUGACUUUAUCUGUAGUAGGUUUCUCUAAUGACGCUCGCCUGACUCAGUCUCGACUGCUUGCGACGUCGUGACGAGCAAUUCACGCGAACUUGGCGAGGUCACGGAGGCCGGCAGUUGGCACAUUCUUGUUGGCCAGCCCAUUCUUUCUACAUAUGUUGUGCAAUGCAUUCUUGUCGAAAGGAAUCGAGUGAAAUGACCCCCUGCCAAUUUCCUUUGGUAAAUUUCUGGUAAUGCCCGGUAAUUUCUCGAACUUUGCAGGGUGAACGGAAGUGCCCCACCUCUUGAACGAAUGUGCACCAUAGGUGGGGCAGUUUCGUGCAAAUGUUCAGAGUUAUUAAAAGUCAUUUUUUCUAAUGGAAGCAAUAAUUUUAGAGGAUAACUUUUAAAGAGGAAAACUAUUUGCAAUAGUUCCUUUCCAUACUACAAUCAACAAUUUUGCCAUUGCACUAACCAAAGAAUAGAUAUAUGGGUUUAUCCAUUUUUUGCACGAAUGUGCCCCACUCUCCCCUACUCAGCUGAUGGUGUGUGUGGUGUAAAGGCCGUCAGCUGGGGGAAUAUGACGGCCAACAGUGUGUGAGCGUUGAGCGGCAAGGUGACCGCACCGCAGCGUCAUAUCGAACUAAUGCGAGGCUCACCACAACUCUCAUGUGUGCCGGUACGUAAUUGUUGGCCUUUUUAAAAUUGAGAACGUCUUUUGCCGUGAUGGUUUCGUGAGGAUGGCACGGGCGGGCGGCGAAUUGCGAAGCGAGUGAAAAGCCGGUAGGUCAUAUCUUAAAAAGCCGGUAGGUGUCGCCGAGUCGCAUGUGGCCCGUCAUUCAUUUGUGCUCCUUGUUCGCGAGGAACCGGCCUGUACUAUGCACAUUUGUGUUCGCCAAUACACCGUUUCAUUUAGACAGAGCUUA
This is a messenger RNA of Amphibalanus amphitrite, 2732 nucleotides long. Its product is annotated as exosome complex component rrp45-like. Gene Ontology annotation, biological process: nuclear mRNA surveillance; TRAMP-dependent tRNA surveillance pathway; U1 snRNA 3'-end processing. NCBI's taxonomy places the organism in Eukaryota, Metazoa, Arthropoda, Thecostraca, Balanomorpha, Balanidae. Bases 120 to 1355 code for a protein of 411 amino acids. Gene Ontology annotation, cellular component: cytoplasmic exosome (RNase complex); nuclear exosome (RNase complex). The transcript has 8 exons. The record is from RefSeq and is a predicted model, not a curated record.